GGAAGUUAUUGAACAUCUAGAAGCUCCAGGACAAGAAGAAACUACCUCGACCACUUUUUAAAGCUUUGCAUCCAUGCAACCAUCUGUUCUUUCCCCAAAUGCUUCCUUCUACCUGGGCCCACAUGGGGAGCCCCCUCUGUCACGCACAGGCUUCAUCAUUCUCUCCAUCAUUAUGGCCAUUUUCACCGGUCCGGCCAUCAUAUUCAACGGUACAGUGAUCAUUGUGUCCCUAAUGCACAAGCAGCUGAGGCAGCCACUCAACUACGCUCUGGUGAACAUGGCUGUGGCUGACCUGGGCACAGCCAUGACUGGAGGGGUGCUGUCUGUGGUCAACAACGCCCAGGGGUACUUCUCCCUGGGAAGAACAGGCUGCGUGAUGGAGGGCUUUGCAGUGUCAUUGUUUGGCAUCACAUCUCUGUGCACUGUUGCUCUGAUCGCAGUGGAGAGGAUGUUUGUUGUAUGUAAACCACUGGGGCAGAUAACUUUCCAGAAAAAGCAUGCAGUUGGAGGUAUUGCCUUAUCCUGGUUGUGGUCCCUCACAUGGAACUUACCCCCGCUGUUUGGCUGGGGCAGGUAUGAGCUGGAGGGUGUCGGGACUUCCUGUGCACCAGACUGGCACAGCAGGGACCCUCAUAACGUCUCCUACAUCCUGGCUUACUUUGCAGUGUGCUUUGCUGUACCUUUUGCCAUUAUAUUGGCAUCCUACACGAAGCUAAUGUGGACAUUACACCGGGUAUCAAAGAUGGCCUGUGUGGAAGGUGGUGCAGUAGCUAAAGGAGAAAUGAAGGUGGCGUCCAUGGUGGUCCUGAUGGUCGUGACGUUUCUGAUCAGUUGGAUGCCAUAUGCCAGCCUGGCCAUGCUGGUGGUCUAUAACCCUGAUGUGGAGAUUAACCCACUAGUGGGCACAGUGCCAGUUUACCUGGCCAAGAGCAGCACUGUGUACAAUCCUAUUAUCUACAUCUACCUUAACAAACAGUUUCGUAAAUAUGCAGUGCCCUUCCUGCUGUGUGGGAGAGAGCCCUUGCUGGAGGAUGAGGAUGAGACGACAACGACUGUGGAGAUUUCAACCAACAAAGUGUCGCCCGCCUGAAAUGUACACACACCUACAUGCAUCCAUUAAAAAGCUUUUGGCGUGAAAUGUGUAUAAUUCAGUUUACACAUACUUUUUGUCACCAGUCAUUAGUUAACUAUGACUACAGUGUUUCAAUAUUUCUGUUUUUUUAAACUGUCACUGUAUCACUGUAAUCACUGUAUUAUGAUUUUAUAGUAGAUAGGAAGAGUUCUUUAAUGUCAUGGGUAUAGAGUUUGUGGUGGUGAAAACAGAAUAGAAAUAAAUGAGAAAAGUAAUUCA
Dicentrarchus labrax (European seabass) is the source of this 1351-nucleotide messenger RNA. RefSeq names its product parapinopsin-like. NCBI's taxonomy places the organism in Eukaryota, Metazoa, Chordata, Actinopteri, Moronidae. The transcript is spliced from 4 exons. The coding region runs from base 74 to 1090 and encodes 338 amino acids. Gene Ontology annotation, molecular function: G protein-coupled receptor activity. Gene Ontology annotation, cellular component: membrane; photoreceptor outer segment. Gene Ontology annotation, biological process: visual perception; G protein-coupled receptor signaling pathway. The record is from RefSeq and is a predicted model, not a curated record.